GACGUCAUCAUCUGCAGCGGCUGCUCGUCGUCGCUGGAAAUGUGCAUCACGGUGCUGGCCAACCCCGGCGACAACAUCCUCGUACCCCGGCCCGGCUUUCCGCUCUACCAGACGCUGGCGCACUGCAUCGGCAUUCACACCAAGUUCUACAACCUGCUGCCGGAGCGAGGCUGGGAGGCUGACCUGAAGAUGCUGGAGGCCCAGAUUGACGCCAGCACGCGCGCCAUCGUCAUCAACAACCCAAGCAACCCGUGCGGCUCGGUGUUUGACGAGGCUCACCUGCGCCAGAUUCUGGACAUCGCCGCCCGGCGCAAGGUGCCCAUCAUCGCAGACGAGAUCUACGAUCAUUUCGUAUUUCCCGGCAACAAGUUUCAUUAUAUCGCGUCGCUGACCAAGGAGGUUCCUAUCUUGUCGUGCAGUGGUCUCACAAAGCGGUACCUGGUACCCGGCUGGAGAAUGGGAUGGAUCACGGUCCACGACCACGAUCAUGUUCUGAAGGAGGUGCGGGCUGGUCUGCAGAGGCUGUCAACGAGGACGAUCGGUUCCAACACGCUCGUGCAGGGGGCGCUGCAGGCCAUUCUCAGCCGAACACCCGGCGAGUUCUUCCGGUCCACCUUGGAGGUGGUGCAGACGAACGCCGAGAUCGCCUACGGCGCGCUCUCGGCCGUAAAGGGUCUGAAGCCGGUCAUGCCUCGUGGAGCCAUGUAUAUGAUGGUGGGCAUCGAGAUGGAACGGUUCCCCGAGUUCAGCUCCGACCUGCAGGUGGUCGAGGCCAUGGUCACCGAACAGUCCGUCUUCUGUCUGCCGGGCAAGUGUUUCGAUCUGGCCAACUACGUGCGUCUGGUACUGACGGUGCCGCCCGAGUUCAUGCGCGAGGCAUGCGAACGCAUGGCAGAGUUCUGCGCCACCCACUACGUCGAACCUGACGGCCACCAGUCAGAACUCUCCGACGCCGACGAGGUGACGUCAUCCGAGCCCGUCAAGUGCGACUGCGGUGCCAGUGACGUCAUCCGCUUAGAGAUCGCCAGCGCCACCCCCGACACGUGACCGCGACGCGAAUACCAGCUUGCGCUUUUGACUCACAGAUGGAAUGGCGGUGGAGGCGGCGAUGCCCGUUUGUGGUGCUAGGUUGGCAUUAGCGGCUGCGUUGAUGCUACGGUGAACGACAGCAAACCAAGGGUUCUGCAUCGAUGGGAUGUGUGUGUGUGUGUGUGUGUGUGUGUGUGUGUGUGUGUGUGUGUGUG
Molecule: messenger RNA, 1244 nt
Organism: Pollicipes pollicipes
Lineage: Eukaryota; Metazoa; Arthropoda; Thecostraca; Pollicipedomorpha; Pollicipedidae
Gene: Tat
Product: Tyrosine aminotransferase
Biological process (GO): biosynthetic process; L-tyrosine catabolic process; L-phenylalanine catabolic process
Molecular function (GO): L-tyrosine:2-oxoglutarate transaminase activity; pyridoxal phosphate binding
Source: RefSeq, a predicted model, not a curated record